GCCGGGUGUCACAGGAUUCAAGAUGGCGGCGGCCGUGACCGUGGGGAGGGUGGGAUUCAUGUCCUUCAGAAGCGGCUCUCUAAGAGUGCAGAUCUGUCGCAGAGCGCAUGCAGCAGCCGCAGCUGCCCCCAGCUUGCAGGCAUCGGCAUGUAUCAAAAAGUUUGCCAUAUACCGGUGGAACCCAGACAAUCCUGGAGAGAAGCCUCACAUGCAGACCUACGAGGUAGACCUCAACAAAUGCGGACCUAUGGUUCUUGAUGCCUUAAUCAAAAUCAAAAAUGAAAUGGACUCCACGUUGACUUUCCGCAGGUCCUGCCGAGAAGGCAUCUGCGGCUCGUGUGCAAUGAAUAUCAAUGGGGGGAACACUUUGGCCUGCACCACGAAGAUCAACACCGACAUCAGCAAGGUCUCCAAGAUCUACCCACUCCCUCACAUGUAUGUGGUGAAAGAUUUGGUCCCGGAUUUGAGCAACUUCUACGCCCAGUACAAAGCUAUCCAGCCUUACUUGAAAAAGAAGGAUGAAUCCCAACAGGGCAAAGAGCAAUACUUCCAGUCCAUAGAAGAACGGGAUAAGUUGGACGGACUGUACGAAUGCAUCCUCUGCGCCUGCUGCAGCACCAGCUGUCCCAGUUACUGGUGGAAUGGAGACAAGUACCUGGGCCCUGCCGUUCUCAUGCAGGCCUACCGCUGGAUGAUCGACUCCCGGGACGACUACACAGCAGAGCGGCUGGCGCAGCUGGAAGACCCCUUCUCCCUCUACCGCUGCCACACCAUCAUGAACUGCACCAAGACGUGCCCCAAGGGAUUGAACCCCGGAAAAGCCAUUGCUGAAAUCAAGAAGAUGAUGGCCACCUACAAGGAGAAGGCAGCCAUCGCUUAAAUCUGCAGUGGACCUCUGCUCCAUCACACUUACAUAAAACCUCUUGCUGGGAAUAACUUAUGUCCGAUAUUCUAUUUUGGCUGGAGGAUGAGCAGACCUUGCUGUUCUGAAGUGAUUUUUCUCUCUCUCCAUAGACAGAUUUGCAUGUUGGAUGUUGAAAUAAAAGUGCUACUUUGAUUAGCGGAGUUGGACCAAGAUCGCACUGUCACACUCAUCCCCCCCCCCUUUCUGCUCUGCAUCUGAUACAUUAACCAACAGUUAGUUUUGAGUGCAGCUAAAGACCCCCAAGUUUUGGUGAUAUUGACUUUUGAGACUCAAAGCUCCCUUCGUCAGAUAUGAAUCAGAAUGGAGUUCCCUGAGUCCUUAUACUCCAGUAAGAAGUUGGGAGAGGUGUUGUACAGGAGGGACUCUGGAUGCAAAGGUACAGUGCACUAGAUUAGAGCAGAAGAGAAAUUCUUUGGGGCAGAAAAUUAACAUCAGUAGUGAGGUUAGAAUCCUAUAUCCCUAUUCAGCCUGGGGGUAGGGAUUCCAUUGUUCUGAAUUUGUGAAUGAGCUCAAGUUCAGCAAUCUCACAUUGCAAUCUCCCCUUGAAGCUUCUCUGUUGAGGACUGCUACUCUUAGGUCAGCAGCGAAAUGACCUGGAAGAUUAAAAUGUUCUCCCACUGUU
Molecule: messenger RNA, 1547 nt
Organism: Sphaerodactylus townsendi
Lineage: Eukaryota; Metazoa; Chordata; Lepidosauria; Squamata; Sphaerodactylidae
Gene: SDHB
Product: succinate dehydrogenase complex iron sulfur subunit B
Exons: 8
Coding region: 23-880 (285 amino acids)
Biological process (GO): aerobic respiration; tricarboxylic acid cycle; respiratory electron transport chain
Cellular component (GO): mitochondrial membrane
Molecular function (GO): 2 iron, 2 sulfur cluster binding; electron transfer activity
Source: RefSeq, a predicted model, not a curated record